AUGAAGGAACUUAAAGACGGUACUAAUACUUACAGGAAUCAAGUUCAAAUAAGCCCUGUAAACGUCUACAUUGCUGAUGCUGGAGUCCAAAAUCAUCCGGUGUUUAAGCAAGACAAUUCAAAACGUCUAUUGAUGGAUGAAAACUAUUACACUAUCAUGAGUAGAUUGGAUAAUCUUACCAAAGAGGUCGAAGCCCUUAAAAAGGAAAACGCUUUGCUCAGACAUUCUCCGAUUGCUUUUCUCGCGGAACUCACCAAGACCGUCACAGGCCACAACCACCAAAUCCAUUUCGAUCAGGUUAAAUUAAACAUUGGAAACGCCUACUAUCUGUCUCAUGGAAACUUCAUCGCCCCUGUCAACGGUCUCUACCAGUUCUCAAUAACAGCAUGUUCUACAUCGGGUCACUACGUAGUUCUGGAACUUACUGUCAACACUGCUGUGGUUGGGAAAGUGUUGGCCGGCGAUACUGGUUAUGAUGAAUGUACAUCUAAGUCUUUCCUGAUACAAUUGUCUUCCGGUGAUGACGUAUUUGUUCAACAUGAAUCUCAGGGAGAUUAUCUACUAAGUAAUGCAGUUUACGGUUUUCCUUCAUUUGCGGGUGUCCUUUUAAGAGCAUAUUAA
Molecule: messenger RNA, 621 nt
Organism: Mytilus trossulus (common blue mussel)
Lineage: Eukaryota; Metazoa; Mollusca; Bivalvia; Mytilida; Mytilidae
Product: heavy metal-binding protein HIP-like
Exons: 3
Coding region: 1-621 (206 amino acids)
Molecular function (GO): protein binding
Source: RefSeq, a predicted model, not a curated record